Thyridium curvatum is the source of this 591-nucleotide messenger RNA. RefSeq lists its product as uncharacterized. The record is from RefSeq and is a predicted model, not a curated record. The transcript has 2 exons. Bases 1 to 591 code for a protein of 196 amino acids. NCBI's taxonomy places the organism in Eukaryota, Fungi, Ascomycota, Sordariomycetes, Thyridiales, Thyridiaceae.
AUGGCAGCGUCACGAUUGAACGGCAUGGGUCAGGUUUACGAUGCGUACUACCAGACUGCCUGGGCGCAUGUAGACAACGACGAGUUUGACAAGGCCAACGAGCUCGCCAAGCUGCCACGCCUUGUUGGCUUUCAGCCCCGAUUGCUACGUCGAACACGCCCGAAAGGCCCUCGAACUCUACGAAUACAUGCCCCCGACGGUCGUGCUCUUCAGCUCAAGGAGUCGUUGAUCAAGGGUGCGAGAAGGACCCUGGAGAAAGCGGAGAGCGACGCCAAGAAGCAUGCCCAACCGCUCACUGAGGAGGAAUACGACCGGGCUAUGGAUGAGUACUUUCAGGUUUUCGAAGCGGCCGAGGCUGCCUGGGAGGAGUCUGGCAAGGAGAGCGACGAGAGGGCUGUCCCAGAGCCCGGUAAGGAUGGCUCUGACACCGAGGAUAAGUCCGAAGCCCAAGACGCUCAGGGUGGUCCCGCAGUGACGACCACUGACACACAGACUCCUCGGGACGCAACCAUCGUCCGGUCGGUUGGCGUUGGCGCUACUAAACUCGACAAUACCGCGCCUAUGACACCAUUCACCCCGGGCAUGGAAUAG